AUGCCUCGAACGGAACUUGGAGCCAAUUCCGAAAGCCAGCAAAGAUCUGCUGAAGAGGAGGUGGGCGAUGACAUUGGAUCCGACUGCAUCACAUCUCGAGCGACUGAUAAUGAAGGCACGGCUCCGGGACCAGACCAUAUUUCCGCCGACCUCUUACAAGCUGGAAGACAUCUCCGACAUAUAGAUUGCCGAGAUACUUCGGCACACCUAACGUUCUCUUCAAAGGAAAGAACCGACCAGUAG
Molecule: messenger RNA, 243 nt
Organism: Strongylus vulgaris
Lineage: Eukaryota; Metazoa; Nematoda; Chromadorea; Rhabditida; Strongylidae
Source: the annotation of a GenBank genome assembly